AUGCCAGGCGGAUCGGUGGAGUGUCGUUUAGACAACGCAAGUGACCUGGUCUCUGUGCUUGCAGCCUUGACGUUGCGCGAGAAGGACCAGAAGAACCAAAGCGUCGUGUGUGUGGCAAGUGGAAAUGGUUUGAAAUUCACUGCUCAGAGCAGUGGCAAGGAUGUGGCCGUGCUAGGAUGGAUCUUCAAAGAUGCUUUUGCGGAGUACAGCUUCCAUUCAUCCAAUGAUGAGGAUUUGGUUUUGAAGCUUCCGGUCGCACCUUUACUGAGUUGCCUGACAAUCUUCACAGAAA
Messenger RNA from Symbiodinium necroappetens, 292 nucleotides. Lineage: Eukaryota; Dinophyceae; Suessiales; Symbiodiniaceae. The record is from the annotation of a GenBank genome assembly.